CGCCCUCAUGAGCUCAGCACCUGCGCUCGGCCCAGUCGAGCAGGCGAUCCGGCAACGGCUCGAGGAAUCGCUCCACCCGACCUCGCUCGACAUCACCAACGACUCGAGCAAGCACCGCCACCAUGCGCCCAUGAAGGCCAUCGGCGGCGGCGACGGCGAGACCCACUUUACCGUCAACGUCGUCUCGGAGCGCUUCGAGGGCAUGCGUGUCAUCCAGCGCCACCGUCUCGUCAACGACGCUCUCAAGCCUCUCUUUGACGCCGGGCUCCACGCGCUCGCGAUCCGGGCAAAGUCGCCCAAGGAGGUCGGCGGCGCAUAGCUUGGUUGCAGCUCGAGCACCUGUACAACAACGAGAUCCACAUCGACACG
Molecule: messenger RNA, 369 nt
Organism: Rhodotorula graminis WP1
Lineage: Eukaryota; Fungi; Basidiomycota; Microbotryomycetes; Sporidiobolales; Sporidiobolaceae
Exons: 3
Coding region: 8-319 (103 amino acids)
Source: RefSeq, a predicted model, not a curated record